AUGAAGUUUUUAUUGCCACUGAAUGUAAUCACCUUGAUAUUCUUAGUCCCAUUCGGCUUAUGCGUACCGUACAGUGAUGAAAACGUCUACUUCUAUGUGGUACGUUCACCGAAAAUUGAAAAAAGAAUACACACAGAAGAUGAAACUCUAAGUCAUUAUAAGGAAAAAACGAAAAUUGACACUUCGUCGAAAACCUCUGUCAAGACGACUAAUGGAUCUUCAUUAUCACCAUCCCUUUUCAAAAAUAAGUUUUAUACUGGUUCCAGUGAAAAACCAAACACUACAGCGAACUCGGAAAGUUUAUCUCAGGACAAAAAUUCAGUGAAAUAUGAAAAAGUUAUCAAAAAUCGUCGAGAAAUUUCUGAAGUUAUAAAGCAUAUACCCAAAAGUAAUGGUAAG
This is a messenger RNA of Heterobilharzia americana, 399 nucleotides long. The record is from the annotation of a GenBank genome assembly. NCBI's taxonomy places the organism in Eukaryota, Metazoa, Platyhelminthes, Trematoda, Strigeidida, Schistosomatidae.